UCCACGACGAGCCACUUGAGGAGACCAUGUGCCCUUCGAGGACAAAAGGGGUUUCCUUCUACUCGGUGCCGCACUACCAGGAGAACGCGUACCAUCUCCACAACGACAACUUUAUGCCGACCUCCACCAACAUCCUAUCCACCCCUUGCCUUUGCGACGGGGUGGAGCUGUCCAGCUGCAACCGUAUCGAAAAGACCAAUGUGCGCACUCCGCAGUUAAAGCAAAAGCACGGCAGCACCAAUCCAGAGUUUCUGGAUGUUUUCAACACGCUGUUCAACCACACGUUGCAUCUCAACAAAGGCGCGCACGGCACCAACCUCGGUGAGAUGCGCGUAGGUUUUAUCUUCCACGCCGCGUUUAUGCGCGAUGUGAAGCCCCUUCGGGAUGCUUGGGCUGCUGAAGGAAUACAUAUGAACGACUGGCGCUACAACGGAAGUGACAGCCUCAAGAAAAUGGUCGGGUCUCUGUCGGGCUAUGACAUCUACCUCGGAGUGCAUGGAGCAGAACUGACGAACGUUCUUUACGGCAACCAAGGGUUGGUUCUCGUUGAGGUCAUGAGCGAGGGUUGGGACAAGGCUCGGAGAGGAGGUUUCAUCAAACUCCGGACCCUGCCGGCGUCACGUGAGUCGCGUUCAGCUGUGCCACUUGGAUCCGUUAUUACCCCUUCGCUCACAACGACAACGCUGGCAAAACGUGGCAGCUAA
Ectocarpus sp. CCAP 1310/34 is the source of this 704-nucleotide messenger RNA. Lineage: Eukaryota; Phaeophyceae; Ectocarpales; Ectocarpaceae. The record is from the annotation of a GenBank genome assembly.